This is a messenger RNA of Aplysia californica (California sea hare), 1554 nucleotides long. RefSeq names its product potassium voltage-gated channel subfamily A member 3-like. Bases 23 to 1537 code for a protein of 504 amino acids. Gene Ontology annotation, cellular component: membrane. The record is from RefSeq and is a predicted model, not a curated record. Gene Ontology annotation, biological process: potassium ion transmembrane transport. The transcript has a single exon. Gene Ontology annotation, molecular function: voltage-gated potassium channel activity. NCBI's taxonomy places the organism in Eukaryota, Metazoa, Mollusca, Gastropoda, Aplysiida, Aplysiidae.
CUCUGUGAGAUCCUCAUUGCUCAUGAGAACACAGGUCAACGACCCCAAAACCAAUGACGUCACGGAGGACGAUGAGACUCGACGAGGGCCAAGAAUAACUUCCGGCGGGAGUUAUGAGCGACUUCCGGCACCGUCGAAAGGGCAUAUCAAAAACUCGGAACGCGAGAGAAAAUCGAGGGUUUUACCGAAACAAACCCAAGACGAUUACGUCAUUCGUUUCAGCGCGGAUCAGAUGGAGAGCUUGCGACAGAUGUUGCAAGACACGGCCUCAGGGUCGCUUGUUGAGCAGGACAGAGAGACAGAACAAGACGCAGAUUUUGACGAUGUGAUGUGGUCGUCGUCGCCUUUGAAACGAGAACGCCGAGCUGUGCCAAGUGGCAGCAGCAACGACAACAGCAGCAGCAGCAGCAACAGCAGUGUCAACAACAACAACGCGACGACAGGGGACGAAGGAUUUAACAGAAGCUACGAGAACUACGAGUGCUACAUCAUGACCAAAGACGAGCUAUCCGCCCUCAUCGGUCUAGCUGUAGCCGAAGCCACGUCCGAGAAGACCCGGUCCCUUCCCUCCAACGUCCACACGAUGGUGGACUGGCUGGCCUACACCGAGAUCGUCUGCCUCGUCUACUUCACCCUCGAGUACUUCGUCCGCCUCCUCUUCGCGCCCCGUCGUCUCCGCUACCUGGUGUCUUUCUUUGCCCUACUCGACCUCUUCUCCCUGGUUGUGAUGUACGUGGUGGCAGUCUGGGACCGGCUGGACCCCAAGAUGAAAUACAAGAACAGCUUCCUGGACUUCAUCAACUGCUGCCAGAUGGUCCGAGUCCUUCGCUUCUUCCGGCUGGUCAAGGACGUGACCAGCUUCCGGGUCCUCCUCUUCUCCAUCCGCAGCUCCUACAAAGACCUCCUCCUCCUCCUCGUCUACAUCUUCAUCGCCGUGUUCACCUUCUCCUCGCUCAUCUUCGUCUGCGAGCGCCAGCACAUGAAGUCCAUCCCGGACGCCUGCUGGUGGGUGGUCGUCACCAUGACAACGGUGGGCUACGGCGACAUGGUGCCCUACUCGUUGCAGGGGAAGCUGGUGGGCAGCGCAUGCGCGCUGAGCGGGGUGUUGCUGAUCGCCGUGACGGUGCCCGUGUUCGUCAACAACUUCCUGCUGUACCACGAGCAGUCCAAACUGAGCGGUGUCGGAGACCAAACCAAGGGGGAGACAACCACGACGUCACACCGCCAGGAGAAUCGAACCCCGACCAAAGGGCUGCUUGCACAGACCAGCUUCGAAUCCGCCCCGGCCACACCCACCAGUCCCGUCGAUCCCACCACCACCAAUCCUAUGUCGCCUCGUCCGCCCUCCUCCACCACACCUCUAGCUCCGCCCACCACCACCAACAACACCCACCAGGGCAGGGAGAAAAACAUAAAGACAGCUUUCAGCACGCCGCGUCGAUCUGGCUCGACCACCCAGGGUCAGUUCCGACCUAUGACGUCACUGUCCAGGAAGUCGGACGCGUCCCUGUCCAAAGUGAGUCCGUAUGUGGGAUGACGGAGAGGAGAACAGGC